Molecule: messenger RNA, 324 nt
Organism: Funneliformis mosseae
Lineage: Eukaryota; Fungi; Glomeromycota; Glomeromycetes; Glomerales; Glomeraceae
Source: the annotation of a GenBank genome assembly
AUGAGCUUUAUGAUUUAUGUAAUAAAAAAAACCCCAUAUUUUGGACCCUUAUUGGGUAAUGCAGAGCUUCCGAUUUCUCUGAGUGUAAUAUUUGAACUGAUUGAAUGGAAGAUAUAUUGUUAUACAUCAAGUCUCGAGAAGAUUGCUAAGCAAGAAGACCACAGGUGCAAGGUGAGCCAGAAGUCACUUGACAAAAAUAUGGCGGUGACUGAGAUUGAAGGUUGUUGCACUCAAAAAAUAGAUUCUUCUAUAUUUCCGGUGCUUAAGGUUUUACGGCCAUAUAAAGACAGGGAGGAUGCUUUCCCAAGACAAGCUAUCGGACUU